Mytilus californianus (California mussel) is the source of this 569-nucleotide messenger RNA. RefSeq lists its product as uncharacterized. The record is from RefSeq and is a predicted model, not a curated record. Bases 153 to 536 code for a protein of 127 amino acids. The transcript is spliced from 5 exons. NCBI's taxonomy places the organism in Eukaryota, Metazoa, Mollusca, Bivalvia, Mytilida, Mytilidae.
CACAAAUGGAGAUCUAUAUUACUUUAACUUUGCUUUGGGUACCAGUAUAUGGGAUCAUCCUUGUGAUGAAUUCUACAGACAGAUGGUAAUUGAAGAAAGAAUGAAGUUUAAUAUGAAUAAAGGAUCAGGAAAGAAAGGAAAAGCUGGAAAGGAUGAUGGAAAGAAAAAGAAAGAGAAACCAGGAAAACCUCAAGUUACAACUUGGCCCAUUAAAGGCAGAAAAGAGUAUGGGUACACCAUCAAUGCAUGGUGGACUAGAACCGAUGAGAUCAUUGGAUGGACAACUAGCGACUCUAAGAGGAUCAACAGGAACUAGUCAGCCGGUAAAAUCAAGUUUCAACACAAUCAUGACAGGUUCCCUAAAGCUGAGUACAAGUGGAAACCUCACAAGCAGCAUUUCAAUACCUUUUUACUCAAAUGAGUUUGAAGAUGAUGGUCCAGAAGAGGAAAGGCCACAUCACAGUGUAAAUCUUACACCACAAGAAAUGGAAUAUCAGGUCAUUAGAAUUAGUAUAAUCAGAAGUUCAAUUGUUUGAAGCAUGUUCAUAUUUUUUUAAACAAAUAGUGUG